This is a messenger RNA of Triticum urartu, 841 nucleotides long. Lineage: Eukaryota; Viridiplantae; Streptophyta; Magnoliopsida; Poales; Poaceae. The record is from RefSeq and is a predicted model, not a curated record.
UUCGCUUAGAACUCAUCUCAUCUUGCAAGAGUACACACUUCCAUAAAACACACACAAUGGUAGGCACAAAGCUAGUAGCCCUCGGCUAUGUUGUCCUCUUGAGCAUUGGACUGGCCAAUGCUGCAAGGGUGGUUAGAUUCGGCAGUGGAAGCGCCACGGGAACGGGGGCGGGAGGAGGAGAGGGUGGGGGAACUGUAAGUGGUGGUGGCUCGGGUGCUGGGAGUGGAACUGGGUCUGGCGUGAGUUCUAGUAGUGGUAGCCAUGCAAGCGGUGGAGGUGGAGGUGGCGGCGGAGGCGGUGGCCAAGAUGGUGGAACUGGAUAUGGUAGCGGGUCCGGCUCUGGCUCUGGUUCCAGUCAAUAUAGUCAAGGAUCUUCAUAUCCUUAUGGUGGUGGCUAUGGUGGAGUUCCAAGGCUACGAACCCCCAUCAUGAGACCACACCCCAAUAUCCUUCACAUCCUCGGUCACCGACACAUUGCUUUGAGAGAGUGGUGAUCAUCACAAUCCGUACUAGGUCACACCUAUCAUGACUUUGUGCCAUGAAGUCACGAACGGUGGGAAGGUGCAUGGUCUAAUUUUCUUUUAUUCAUAUUUUUAUUGCACAUUCAUUUUUUUGUAUGAUCCACUUGUUAGAUUAGAAACUUAGCUUUAGAACUUUGGCUCACUUAUAUCGAUCACAAUGGCAGAAAUUGUUAUUCCAAUGUUGUGCUUUCAAUUUUUUUAAUGUCGACAUAUGUUUUAAAGUUAUGGUUGUCCAAAGUUCCUUUUUGGGGUCAAAGUCGUUACUUAUUUUUAUUAAGCCAUGUAUUAAUUUUUUUUGAAAGCGUGCUCGGUUUUUGACA